CGGAGAUGCCAAUAAUAGACUGAAUCUGGAAAAUGAUCGACAGCCUGGGAAAGCUGAGCUCUCUUGUGAUCAAAACAACCUCCAGGGCAUAUUGUUAAUGUUAGAUUGACGGAUUAGCUCUGGCCGAGGUAUCAAAUACUCAUCACGGGUAAGUUCUGAGCUCCUUGGUAUCAGAAGCCGUUCAUCGCACUGCUAGACCCCCGCUUCACCAGCCGCCUGUCUUCAACAAAUCCAAAACACCAUGGUAUCAUCGAAAGUUCCCCAGAACCUCUGGCAUCGAGACCGUCGAGGCGGAGAUGCUGGACGAGAGCGCGAUAAAGAUCCGGUCCGUUAUGGCCUCAAUUCUAUGAGCGACUCUGUUAUCGGCCAAGCCGUUGCAAAGUUGAGAUUUACCAAAGAUGGAGCAGAGAAAGGCGGCAAUGGCUUCUUUGUCAAUGUUCCUGGCCAGGACAAAGCUAUCAUCUUCACAGCAGGCCAUAACCUCAUGGAUGAGAAUGGCAACAGAACCAAAGACCUCCGAGCCUGGUGGUCUGACCUUGGGGAGCAAAAUAAAGGGGUGGAGAUCCUUGAGAAGGAUACUCGGGUCAGCAAAGUCUUUUCGAUCACUCCUAAUGAAGAGUCUGCGAUUGAUGACUUUGGUAUCAUUAUGAUCCCCAAGAACAACAAUCCUCCCCCUCCCAAGACGGCAUUUGGCUUCGCCCUGAGACUCGCUGAGGAAGAGAGAAUAGAAGGCAUCUGCAACAUCUCGAGUUAUUUGACGACUGCGAAGACUGGCGAACCGCCGACACGCAGUACGGGGCGCUUCGUCAAUCCUAUACUGAAACAGCAUCAGCUUGAGUAUCUCACGUAUACUGAGGCUGGUGUGAGUGGCUCCGUGGUAUGGACUGGCUACAAUGGAGCGCCUGUAGCCGUGGCUAUACAUAAUUACGGACCCAAGCGAAGGAGUCCCAAGUACGGUAGUCGUGGCUCUCGUAUCGACAUGAAAAUGAUGCGAGAGAUCAUGGAGUGGACUGGCGUUUACAAAAGAGCUGUGGCCAUCAUAGCCCAGCCCCUCGGGAAGAAACAACCCGUUCCUACACUACCUCUCUGCAUGGCCUGGUCCGAGCAAGACAAGGUUCUCCGCGUACACGUCCAAGAUGACACUGAACCCAUCACAGAAGAAGCAACAUUCGAAGCCCUCCCAGUUUUCUCCUCGGCAAUGCUCCUUGGGAAAGAACCAAAGGAGGAGAUCGGGUUUGCACAGGUUGACAAGAGACCCAACGCUGCAAAAGACACCAUGCGUUGGGUGUCGUGGAACAUUGAGUGGAACAGCGUCAGUUUUGCGAGCGCCUUGAGCAGAGCGCGUCUGGUGAAGUGGGACAUGAAGGGAAAGAUGGCUGCUAUGGCUCUCAACUGGGGUGAUGCCAUUCAAGAGGUUGUCUUUCGAGUUGAUGGUGAAGUCGUGAAGAAGUGGGAGCUGGAACUUCCUGAUACUGAAUACUCUGGUAUUGCAUACCAAGAACGAGGAGCUGAGAAAUUUCAGAAUUCUUAUAAGAGAUUCAUUAUGAAAGAUGUUUAGGCGACUCAAGGGCUCUAUUUCUAUUUCACCUUAGUAUUACUUCGACGGGUCAAAUACCUUCAAGCUGCUCGCGAUCCCAUUCAUCCAACCCAUUGUUACAAGACGAGCCGGAGGGUAUAUAAUAUCCUUAGUUUAUGGAAGAUUAUCACAUCUUAACCACUCUAUCAGGCCAC
Molecule: messenger RNA, 1731 nt
Organism: Fusarium redolens
Lineage: Eukaryota; Fungi; Ascomycota; Sordariomycetes; Hypocreales; Nectriaceae
Exons: 4
Coding region: 242-1558 (438 amino acids)
Source: RefSeq, a predicted model, not a curated record